GAGCUUUCUUGUUACUACACAUACGGUUAAUGCUUUCCACUCUGGUCGAAUGUAAAUGAGAGAAUAUAUUUUUCACCCAGUAACCCAAAACUCAAAAGCCUAAAACCACGACCACGACCUGAACCUGAUCUCAGCAAAGCAAAUGACGAGUGACCUGAGAUCCAACGGCCGUAAACUGUCCUUCGAUGUCCUCACCACCACCGAUUCCUUCUUCGACGAUGACGAUGUUGCUCAUUCCUUGUUCCUACUCCGAUCCGUUUCCGACCAAACUCAUAUCUCCAACCACCACCGUCGCAAGCGUAAACCCAGAAAGAAGAAAAACAAAAAACAACACCAACUGACCAAUCAAAAUCAUAAUUAUCAACAACAACAACAAAUACUUGAUAAUGAUUCCAAUCUACAUCGGUUUGAUGAUUUUGAUACAAUACAUGCCACUUCCUCUGUAUCUGAUAAUGACGAUUUUGUUAUGAACCGAAACUGCGGCGAGACGUCGUGUUCGGUCAUUUACGAGCAAGUGUUUGUGCCGUCUGAGGAUAAACUAGUUGUUAGGGAGACAGAGUUGAGGCAAAGGAAUAGUGAUUUUUUUAUGUAUCGGAUUGAUGAGAGUGUUAAGGAGGUUGAUGAUUCUAGUACUAGGAAUGGGAGUUGUUGCUCCCCUAAACAUACCGAAUUAAUGAUGAAACAAACCGCCGAAAUCAAUGGAAAUCAUAGGAUGCAGCUUCAAAAGGACAAGUCUUUAGAUUGGAAACAAUUCAUAUCCGAUAAAGAUCCCAAUCAUAACUUUUUAUUGGAGAGAUCCCCAGUUAAAUACUUUAUGGAAGAAAUGCAAGGUGGAAAUUCAUUACGAAUGACAACCACCCUUGCCAAUGAGAAAGAACGUGAAAGAGUAUACGACACUAUUUUUCGCAUGCCAUGGCGAUGUGAACUGCUUAUAGAUGUCGGCUUUUUUGUCUGCCUGGAUUCGUUCAUGUCGCUGUUAACAAUCAUGCCAAUGAGACUUUUCACUACCUCUUGGAGGCUUUUGAAAACGAGGCAGUGCAAGAUGCUUUCAGCAGCAGAGCUUUCUGAUUUUGGUUGUUUUCUUAUGUUGGCUUCUGGAGUAAUUCUAUUACAACAGACAGAUAUCAGCCUGAUUUAUCACAUGAUUCGAGGUCAAGGAACAAUCAAACUUUAUGUUGUGUAUAAUGUAUUGGAGAUAUUUGAUAAAUUAUGCCAAAAUUUUGGUGGUGAUGUCUUGCAAACACUAUUUAAUACUGCUGAUGGUUUAGCAAAUUCUUCAACAGAAAAGAUGAGUUACUGGCUACGGAGAUACAUCUUUGAUGAAAUUUUAGCUGUGGCUUCUUCAAUUGUUCAUUCAUUCAUCUUAUUAGCUCAGGCCAUCACUCUGUCGACCUGUAUAGUUGCCCACAACAAUGCAUUGUUCGCUUUGCUGGUCUCAAACAAUUUUUCAGAGAUAAAAAGCAAUGUUUUUAAACGUUUCAGCAAGGAUAACAUACAAAGUUUGGUAUAUUACGAUUCAGUGGAGAGGUUCCAUAUUGCAUCCUUUCUCAUAUUUGUCCUGGCUCAGAAUAUUUUGGAAGCUGAAGGUCCGUGGUUCGAGAAUUUUCUUUAUAAUGCUCUUGUCGUUUACAUAUGCGAAUUAAUGAUUGAUAUUAUCAAACAUUCUUUCAUCGCCAAGUUCAAUGACAUAAAGCCCAUUGUAUAUUCUGAAUUUCUUGAAGACCUUUGCAAACAGACCCUAAAUAUGCAGCCGGAGAGUUCGAAGAAAACCCUUACUUUUGUUCCUCUGGCACCGGCUUGUGUGGUUAUUCGAGUAUUGAGUCCAGUUUACGCCGCACAUCUUCCCAGCGGACCCAUUCUGUGGAGACUUUUGUGGAUAUUUAUAUUGUCGGUCAUCAGCUUUGUGAUGCUCACAACCCUUAAAGUGAUGAUAGGUAUGGGACUUCAGAAACAUGCUACUUGGUAUAUUAAUAGGUGUCAAAGGAGGAAACUACACUCAGACUAGCACAAAGUACAUAAUGUUCGCAUAUAAUUGCUUGAAGUUCAAGAGUUGGGACCACACUAACUGUGAUAUAUAAGAAACAUCAUAUGAAAAUGUUGAUCAAAUGUUUCUCGUUGGUUGAUCUCAGGGAAGCAUUCAACUGCUUUAUGAGUGUUGGUUCAAUAAGUAUGAGAGGCCUUUACCAUAUAUGUACAUCAGUUAUAGCCUUUUCUUUCCCCAACUAAUAUUGCUAAUAUUGCUAAAUUAUGGCAGUUAAUGAAUAUAUAUAAUGCUAUUAUUAUACACA
Erigeron canadensis is the source of this 2288-nucleotide messenger RNA. Its product is annotated as protein POLLEN DEFECTIVE IN GUIDANCE 1. Gene Ontology annotation, biological process: maintenance of protein localization in endoplasmic reticulum. Gene Ontology annotation, cellular component: endoplasmic reticulum membrane. The record is from RefSeq and is a predicted model, not a curated record. The transcript has 11 exons. NCBI's taxonomy places the organism in Eukaryota, Viridiplantae, Streptophyta, Magnoliopsida, Asterales, Asteraceae. Bases 143 to 2005 code for a protein of 620 amino acids.